AUGGCUAAUAUUAGAGCAUCAAAAAAGAUGAAUGAGAAAAAAAAAGUUCCACAAAGAGGACUUGGUGUUCCUCAACUUGAGAGGAUUAGAUUAGAGGAACAACAUAAAAAAGAUUCAAUUUUUCAAUCAGUACAAUGUCCAAAUUUUAUACCAACAUCAUCAAGAACUGAUUUUUCUUCAAAAAAUUGUGUCUUUAGACCAAAUCAAUCUGCCCCAUUUCUUGAAAAUUGUCCUAAAUUGUUGAGGGAUGAGUAUAAUCUUGAAGGUGUGAAUAAAAAAGUUGAUCAUCAUGGUGUAGUUUUUGGACAAAAUGUGAAUUUGCCUAGUGGACCCCAUAGUCUAAGGUUUCCUCUGCUGCAAAAAUCUCGACAGUAUCAGCAAACUUCUAGUUCAUCAUCAAUGGUGAAUGUCUCAUCAGGGAUUUCAUCGUCAUCAUCCGUACAGAGUUUUCAGAUGGAGCCACCUUCAAGCCAAAGUUAUUGUGGCUGUACUAAUUGUUUACCUCUUUGGCCUGAAGAUGUGAAGAUGGCUGGCAUGAAGAGGCGUUAUCCAUUCUCUCCAGAAGACCCGCCCAUCCCUUCAUUUCGAGGAAAAUUUCCUCAGUGCUGUGUUUCCCCUGUAUCUAGAUCACAUGAAUCUGUUUCCAGCAGCAAUGAUUGCUCGGUUUAUAUAGAAGAUGGCGAUGCACUUAAAAGGGAAGUUGUUUCACAGUCAAGAGCUUUGUCCGAGUCCAAACCAUCGACUUCAGUAAGAGAAACUAAAGCUCGCAAUGGAGAUUUUCUCAAUUUGGCUCCUCCAGCAUCAGCUUUGCCACAUUUGGAAGCAGUAAAUCCGUGUUCUUUAACUAAUUCUGCCCCACAAACACUUGAGCUAUUUGACUAUGUACCUGCUCAGGUUGCUGCUGCACAGCAUACUCCACCUUCAGGCCAAAGCAUAUCAUUUCAACAACCGAUCCUCAGAUUCUUCCCAACUGCAAUGGUGCAAAUUGGUCAAGAACGAACUCAUGGAAGCGACUUUCAUACUGAAGUAGGAGGAAAAGUUGAUUUGGAAUUGAAGUUAUAG
Lycium barbarum (goji berry) is the source of this 1062-nucleotide messenger RNA. RefSeq lists its product as uncharacterized. NCBI's taxonomy places the organism in Eukaryota, Viridiplantae, Streptophyta, Magnoliopsida, Solanales, Solanaceae. The record is from RefSeq and is a predicted model, not a curated record. Gene Ontology annotation, molecular function: DNA-binding transcription factor activity. The transcript has 5 exons. Bases 1 to 1062 code for a protein of 353 amino acids.